AUGAGAUAUAAGACAAUUAAGGAAAGGAACAGCAAAACUGGAAAUGACCGCCAAACCUGGUUCCAUUAUAACCAAAUGGAUGAUCUGUUAAGAGGUGAUCCUGCGGUGAACCCCGUAAGUUUGGCAUCAUCGAUGCAAGCUGAAGGAGAACCAACCACAAAAAGACCACCCUCCAAAAAAAGACGACAACAAGAGCCAUCAUGGAUAGUAGAAUAUAGAGGAGAAUUAAAGACCAUGCACGCAGAGCGGAUGGAGUUAGAAAGAGAGAAACUUAAACUAGAGGAAAGGAGGGUUGCUGUGUUAGAAAAACUAUUAAAAGACAAUUAAAAUUAAUAACGGAUGUGUUCAUUUAUUUAUUUACCUAAUUGAUUAAUCUAAUUUUUUUCGUUUAUUUAUUUUAAAUUUAUUUAUUUACUAGCAUACAUUUAAUGUAUCAAAUCCUCCUGUUCAUCUGAUGUCAUAGAUAGCUACAGUUUACUUAUUCAAAGUGAAAUUCUUAAGCGAAUUUAGAAAUUCAGAUAUUUAAU
Messenger RNA from Magallana angulata, 527 nucleotides. RefSeq lists its product as uncharacterized. The transcript has 3 exons. NCBI's taxonomy places the organism in Eukaryota, Metazoa, Mollusca, Bivalvia, Ostreida, Ostreidae. The record is from RefSeq and is a predicted model, not a curated record. The coding region runs from base 1 to 327 and encodes 108 amino acids.